Messenger RNA from Cyclospora cayetanensis, 3252 nucleotides. RefSeq lists its product as uncharacterized. The transcript is spliced from 12 exons. Gene Ontology annotation, molecular function: serine-type endopeptidase activity. NCBI's taxonomy places the organism in Eukaryota, Apicomplexa, Conoidasida, Eucoccidiorida, Eimeriidae. Gene Ontology annotation, biological process: proteolysis. The record is from RefSeq and is a predicted model, not a curated record. Bases 1 to 3252 code for a protein of 1083 amino acids.
AUGACGGGGGCAGCAGCAGCAGCGUCUUCAGCAGGUGUCUCCCCUGCUCCAGCGGCAGCAGCUCCUGCUGCGCGUGGCAAUGCCUCUGCGCGAAGUCGCAAUAAUAAUCGCUCAGCAUCUAAAGGAUCUGCUGCUUGUGCGCGCCGCGUCGGGCGUCCUGUGCGCAAAGGCGGAGCAGCCUCGUGUGUCUCCGUAGCCACAGCAGAUGCAGAAGCGGCAAGCGGGAGUGGCGCGUCGUAUACCGGGACCCCCAGAAUGAAAGCAAACGGCGGCAAAAGACACAUUCCAUCAAGAAAUAUGGCUUCUAUGCGGCGCGUUCUAAGGCGGAGGAUCUUCGUAUCGAGCUUGAAAAAAUCAACGGGUGGUCCGACACAGCACAAUUUCCAAGCAGCAGAGCGAAUAGGGUCAUGUGAGAUGCCUGCAUGUCAAGGCAUACCCUUGGGAAGGGAGGAGGGGGGAGCAAUCCCAAGCGGACCGGAUGAACGAACAGAAGUAGCGAGAGAGAUUAAGACAGGUCGCUGUGGGCGUGAGGGUGAAGCGGCGUCUGCGAAGCGUUAUGCUGAAUAUCCUUCUGUCUGCGGUGUGAUCGAAGCGCCGCAUGCAGCAGCAGCAGCUGCUGCUGCAGCGGCAGCAGCAGCAGCAGCAGCAGCAGCAGCAGCAGCAGCACUGGUGACGACUCUAGAUGCGGAGGUGCCUCCAGAUGCGUCGUGGGUACUGAGAGAGAAGCAGCGAAUGCGUCUUGGGGGAUCGCAAGGAUCGGAGAAGGUGGUGUUGGCAUAUUCUCUGGAAGGCUGCCAGGCAGCCUUGCCUGCUCCUGAGGGGUCGGGUGAAGGGGAAAACAACGAGCAAGAUGCGGAGCUUCUGCACGGACAGGAAGCUCGAUUUGCGGCAGUGUCUGCGCUCAAGUUCAGUGUGUCGCAGUUGCUGCGUCAGAAGCAGCUGAAGCACACGGAAGCUCUAGACACAGACUUGCUCCAGGCAGCUCAAGUCGCAGCCGUGAGUCCAGAUGUGUCUUCCAUGGAGACGCGCUAUCUGUCAGCUCUCGAGAUGGAGGUGAUCACCAAGCUUCCAGAAGGGCUCUCGACUGCGGAGGUGCUGGGGGUGACCUCUGAACUCCCGUGCGUGCAGCGAGGCUUCGCAGACUCGAGAAAAUUCCUCGAGGAGCCUGACAUGCCGCUUUCCGCACGGGAGCACGGGCGUGCCACGGAGGAGACACGCGGGAAGGGGUUUUCCCCCCCCCAACAGACGCAGAGAAGGGAGGCAGAAGAACGAGAAUCUGCAUCCCCUAGGACCCCCUCAAGUGCAGCGUCGCGAAAUCCAAGGCGCUUGCAGGGGUUUGGCAUAUCUGAGUUGAGUGCGCGUGUGAUGGCGUCUGUGUCUGAUGCUGCAUCGCCUUCGACUUCGAGUGGCGCAUCGACAAAAGCCUCGGGACGGGUUCCACCGAACGACCCCAUCUUCAGGAAACAGUGGAAUCUGCACGAUGCAUCGCCUUUCGGAAUCCACGCGGAGAAGGCUUGGAGACUGUGGAAUGGCGAUCAGAGACCUAUGGUUAUCGCAGUCAUUGACAGCGGCUGCGACUUGAGUCAUCCCGACCUCAAAGACAAGCGCUGGAAAAAUCCCGGAGAGAUAUGCGGGGAUGGAAUCGACAACGACAACAAUGGAUUUAUCGAUGACUGUUAUGGAUGGGAUUUUGUAAACAACAACGGAGAAGUGCGGCCUGACUCCUCCGGGCAUGGAACGGGUGCAGCUGGCGUUUUAGGAUCGGUGGCGAACAACCUCGUCGGCAUGGUGGGAGUCUGUUGGGGUUGUCAGAUCAUGUGCCUGAAGUUCAUCGGCAGAGGUCAAGGCUCCGUCAGCAACCAAGUGCAAGCCAUUGACUAUGCUGUCAAGAUGGGGGCGUGGAUCAGCAACAACUCUUACGGAGGCUACGGCAAAGCCGAUCUAGAGCUCGAGGCGAUUCAGAGAGCGCAGCGUGCUGGUCAUCUCUUCGUAGCUUCUGCGGGGAACCACAAUCUGAACACAGACCUACCCGAGAAUGAUCACACCCCCUCAACAUACCCCAUCUCCAACAUCGUGAGUGUAGGCGCCCUCACUGCGGAGGGCCGGCGUGCAGCUUUCUCCAACUACGGUGUACGGACAGUUCAUCUUUUUGCACCUGGAACAAGCAUCCACACGACAGACGGCUCUGCGGGAUACUCAGACGUGAACGGCACGUCCUUUGCCUGCCCCCAUGUUGCUGGCGCGGCAGGGCUGUUGUGGUCAGCCUUUCCGAACUUAACUUACUUGGAAAUCAAGAGGGCAUUGAUGGAAGGCUGCAGACCUAAUGAGGCCCUUAAGGCAUUUUCAGGGUGUGGGGGAAGUCUCGACAUUUACAGAGCUUUAGUUGUUGCCGGUAUGCAUGCACGAGCGCAGAAUCAAUCCUCUGUUUGCUCCUCGUUUGCCUCUGCAGCACAUAUUUCGAGCGGCACUCCCGUUAACAAUGCAGCUCUCAAUCGCGCUACUCUUCAGCUCCCUGCUCCACAUGCCGCCGCUGCAGCUGCAAAUCGGACGGGAGCCGCUCUAACGCAGCAGCAGCAAAAGGAGAAGCGUGGAGGACGCACUCAGGAGCUCCCCGCACCGACUUCUGCAGCAGCAGCAGCACCAACGGGAAACUCACAACUCUCGCUGGACCCCCUUUCUCUGCUGUCAAGCGUCAUUCUCGCUCCUCUGCCAGGGCAGGACGAGAGUCAAGUCGACAGAACCAACGGCAGCAGCAGCGCAGGAAGAGGCUCGCGGAGCUCUCUACUCUCGCUCCUCCCUUUGGCGUCUCGGGAAGAAUCUGCCAGCCUGGAGGCGCACGAGGAUACUCUCGAUAGCGUCUUGGCGCAAAAAGGCGGUGCUGAGGCAUCGGAGAAGCAAAGCGAGGCAGUCCACGCAGAAGCCCUCCUGCAGCAGGAGCAGCAGCACCAGCUGCGGCAAGGUGAAAUUGCUGUAGAUCAGUACAUCGACCCCGUCACUCUAGCAGCACACCUUUUAAAACAGGCGCAACAACGCCCCCUUACAGCUGAGUCCGCUGCAGCAGCAGACACGCCUACUAGAACACCAGCCGAAGAAAAAACAUCCACAGGAGCAAGAGCAGCAAGCGACGCUACAGUGGCAGCUAACAGACCUGUGGCAGCAGGUGCCACAACUUCUCGCGUCUGGAUCGCUGCAAUCCUCGGGGUUGCGUGCGACGUUCCCUCUCAGGGGAAGCUCUCCCCAGGAUGCCUUUAA